AUGGAUAUUGACCACAAGACAAAAGCUCUGGUGUACUAUUUAUCGAGGUUUCAAGGGCUUUCCAUUCCGGAAGGAGCGAGAGAAUGUAAUGUUUCUCGGGCAACUGUGUGGAGGAUUAGCAAAAUGGAUAUGAGCAGUAACGGAUGUAAGAAAACGCGCAGAGAGACUAGAGGUAGACCCAGAAAGCUAAAUAAACGCCAGGAACGAAAACCAAGACGAUCGAUCCAGAUCCUAAGAGAGCAGGAGGGUAAUUUCACGAUCAAGUGACUGAUGGAGAACACAUGCAUUUGUAGAAAAGACGUUUCAGAGAGUACAAUUUCACGUUUCCUAAAUAAAGAGGGCUAUUAUUAUCUACAAGCUGAUAUGAAAAAGAGGAGAAUUUUUGCACGGAGAAUGCAAAAGGAAUAUUCUCACAACGUGUGGACUCAAGAUAUUGUGUUUUACCUCGACGGAAUGGGAUUUGCGUAUAAGAGAAAUCUCUUGGAUCAAGCCUUGGCACCCAAAGGCAGAGUAUGGUGCAAGAGAAGCGAAGGACUAAUGCCAGGAUGUACUGCGAAAGGACAAAAAACAGGAACUGGUGGUUGA
Paramuricea clavata is the source of this 585-nucleotide messenger RNA. The record is from the annotation of a GenBank genome assembly. NCBI's taxonomy places the organism in Eukaryota, Metazoa, Cnidaria, Anthozoa, Malacalcyonacea, Plexauridae.